ACGAAACUACUCCGGUUUUGGAAAUCCCACCAUCUCCGCCCAUGGAGGUUUUCAACUUUCGUAUAAAUAUACAUAUAAUGAAACCAUAGAUCAGCCUCUCACAGGUAGAGCAGACCCACCUAUAUGGAUAUAUAGAAACCCAAAUAUAUUCUCCAGCUCUCUCUCUCUCUCUCUCUCAAUCUCCCAUUUUCUUGGUGUGUCUUUUUUUUUUUUUUUUUCCACAGAGAGAAAGAGAGAGAUCUGUCAGGAAAUUAGGUUGGUUCAUUUUGUAAUGGGGAGGGGAAGGGUUCAGUUGAAGCGGAUAGAGAACAAGAUCAAUAGGCAGGUGACUUUCUCGAAGAGAAGGUCUGGGCUGCUCAAGAAGGCGCAUGAGAUUUCUGUGCUCUGCGAUGCUGAGGUCGCUUUGAUAGUCUUCUCCACCAAAGGCAAGCUCUUCGAGUACUCGUCUGAUUCUUGCAUGGAAAGAAUCCUGGAAAGGUAUGAAAGAUACUCAUACGCAGAGCGGCAGCUUCUUGGAAAUAAUCACGAUCACGACCACGAUCAAGAUCAAUCAAAUGGAAACUGGACUCUAGAACAUGCAAAGCUCAAAGCUAGGGUGGAGGUUUUACAGAGAAAUCAAAGUCAUUUUAUGGGGGAAGACCUACAAUCCUUAAGUUUGAAAGAGCUUCAGAAUUUGGAGCAGCAACUUGAUUCUGCUCUGAAGCACAUAAGGUCUAGAAAGAACCAACUUAUGUACGAAUCCAUUUCGGUGCUCCAGAAGAAGGAUAAGGUGUUGCAGGAGAAAAAUAAUUUGCUGACAAAAAUGGUCAAGGAGAAGGAGAAGGAGAGAGCAGUAGCCGGCAGUGCCCCACAAGCACAGGCACAGGCACAAUGGGAGCAGAUGCAGAGGCAUAGCUUGGACUCCUCCUCCAGCAGUGCCUUUCUACCUCAGGCUUUGCAGUCCUUGAAUUUCAGAGGCUCAUCUGGAGACUAUGAUCAUGAUGAAGAAAUAACCCCACCUCCACCUCCGCCUCAACAUCUAGCUGCCGCUGCUGCCAACAGUAAUACACUCCUGCCGCCUUGGAUGCUCCGCCACCUUAAUGAAUAGAAGAUAUACAGAACUACUUUUUUAGUAGUUAUAGAGAGUUAAUUAAGUAAGUAUAGAUUUGUCUGUAAUCUAGGUCAAAUAUUAAGUGUCUGGUGUAAAUUGAAUAUUGGAAAUUUAGCCCAAAAGAAAAAAGUGGUUUUAUAUAGUUACGUCGGGCGGGCUACCUAAAACUAGCUAUCACCUUGUGUAUGUAGUAAUGUUUUACAUAUAUAUAUGAUUAAGGGCACUGUUCUCAAAUUAACUUGUGAUAUAUUCAAGAACGCAAGCAUCAGGUUCUCUGUUGAUAAUUAAAUUAA
This is a messenger RNA of Rosa rugosa (rugosa rose), 1383 nucleotides long. RefSeq names its product truncated transcription factor CAULIFLOWER A-like. The coding region runs from base 272 to 1087 and encodes 271 amino acids. Gene Ontology annotation, cellular component: nucleus. Lineage: Eukaryota; Viridiplantae; Streptophyta; Magnoliopsida; Rosales; Rosaceae. The transcript has 8 exons. Gene Ontology annotation, molecular function: RNA polymerase II cis-regulatory region sequence-specific DNA binding; DNA-binding transcription factor activity, RNA polymerase II-specific; protein dimerization activity. The record is from RefSeq and is a predicted model, not a curated record. Gene Ontology annotation, biological process: positive regulation of transcription by RNA polymerase II.